Molecule: messenger RNA, 604 nt
Organism: Hipposideros armiger (great roundleaf bat)
Lineage: Eukaryota; Metazoa; Chordata; Mammalia; Chiroptera; Hipposideridae
Gene: RPL24
Product: ribosomal protein L24
Exons: 6
Coding region: 87-560 (157 amino acids)
Biological process (GO): cytoplasmic translation
Cellular component (GO): cytosolic large ribosomal subunit
Molecular function (GO): structural constituent of ribosome; mRNA binding
Source: RefSeq, a predicted model, not a curated record
GAGAUUGGCUCCCCUUGACCGUAUAAGGCCUCUACCCAUGAUCCUCUCCUCUUCACCAUUUUUCCUUCUUUCGGGCGGCCGCAGCCAUGAAGGUCGAGCUGUGCAGUUUCAGUGGGUACAAGAUCUACCCCGGACACGGGAGGCGCUACGCCAGGACCGACGGGAAGGUUUUCCAAUUUCUUAAUGCAAAAUGCGAGUCGGCAUUCCUUUCCAAGAGGAAUCCUCGACAGAUAAACUGGACUGUCCUCUACAGAAGAAAGCACAAAAAAGGACAGUCGGAAGAAAUUCAAAAGAAAAGAACCCGCCGUGCAGUCAAAUUCCAGAGGGCCAUCACUGGUGCGUCUCUUGCUGAUAUAAUGGCCAAGAGGAAUCAGAAACCUGAAGUUAGGAAGGCUCAACGAGAACAAGCUAUCAGGGCUGCCAAGGAAGCAAAAAAGGCUAAGCAAGCAUCUAAAAAGACAGCAAUGGCUGCUGCUAAGGCUCCCACAAAGGCAGCACCUAAGCAAAAGAUUGUGAAGCCUGUGAAGGUUUCUGCUCCCCGAGUUGGUGGAAAACGUUAAGUUGGCAGAUGAAAAUUUAAAAUAAAGAUCUGACUAUAACUAGA